Messenger RNA from Australozyma saopauloensis, 270 nucleotides. RefSeq names its product U2 snRNP complex subunit YSF3. The record is from RefSeq and is a predicted model, not a curated record. NCBI's taxonomy places the organism in Eukaryota, Fungi, Ascomycota, Pichiomycetes, Serinales, Metschnikowiaceae. The coding region runs from base 1 to 270 and encodes 89 amino acids. Gene Ontology annotation, biological process: mRNA splicing, via spliceosome. Gene Ontology annotation, cellular component: U2 snRNP; precatalytic spliceosome. The transcript has a single exon.
AUGGCUGACAAAGUUCGUGAAAAUCAGCAGUACUUGCGCCACAAGGCAAAGUAUAUCGGACUCGGCAAUCCCGAAACUACUCGUGAAGAAUUUGCGACACAAAUUCACCGCGACACCCUAGCAUCAAUUGCGAUGCACAAAGAUAUACUCAUGUACAACUCAACUGCAACAAACACUCAUCCAGAAUUGUAUCGUCAGAGUCUAAUAAAGAAAAUGGUACAGCCAUUGAAACGGGAAGGACCAAAAACACCAGGCUCCGAGAAGAGCUGA